GAACCUUUUUGCACAAUGGAUCCUGUUUUACUUGUUAUGGUCAAGGUCGAUGGUUUUUGGGAUUCUGACUAUGUGUUCACCAAUGUGCACACAUGUGGGCUUCAUGUUAACUAUGGUGUUCAAUGUGCUUGUUUUGUUGAUAUGUUGACUGCCAUCCUUUCUCAGUACAAACCUAAUCAUAAUUUCAGGCUUUCUUAUAUGAGAGAUGGAUUCCCUCCUCCUGUAACUAUAAAUGAUCAAUCUACCUUAACAUUUUAUCCUAUCUCUUCUUCAUAUCCAUCUUUUGUUGGUGUUGAACCUUCUGCUUUUCCUUCAGCUAAAAAUGUUGUCAUUUCUUCAACUCAUUCACUUUUUGUUGAUGAGAAUGUUGUUGUUUCUUCCCAACAACAUGCCUCCUCACCUGCACUCUCUUUUGAUCAUAGCUCAUCUUUUUGCACUGAAAAUGUUAACAUCUCUGGUAGACACUCUCAAGAUGUUGCUUCUUGUAGUAACACUGUGUCUAGAGCUGUAGAAAUUGAAACAUCUGAAGACAGUGAUGAAGGCAUGGAUGACAUGUCAGAUGGCUUAGUAAUAGAAUCAUCUCAGUCACUGUCAUUUCUCCACAAUUUUGAAGUCAUCACACAGUCCCAUCCUACUUGUCUUGUUCUAUAUGCUAUUUACAAAAGUAAAAGAGACCUUAUCCACCAUCUGAAGGUGUAUGCUAUCACAAACCACUUUCAAUACAGGACAAAGACCUCUAGGAAAAUAUCUUUACAUGUUAUUUGCUUAGAUCCAAAAUGUCGUUGGACUGUUCGAGCUGUAAGACUACCUGGCGUACAAAUGUUUCAAAUUAGAAGAUUCUGUCCAGAACACACAUGCUCUAUUGAUUAUAGACAAGACAAACAUAGACAGGCAACUGCUACUGUGAUAGCAAAAGUUAUUGCACACAAAUACCUUGAUGCUUCCAAUAAACCGUACCCACCAAAACAAAUUCGUGAAGACAUGAGUAUGCAGUAUGGAAUUUCCAUGUCAUUCAAAAAAUCUUGGAAAGCACAGAAGAAAGCAAUGCAGCUGCAAUUUGGUUCUGAUCUUGAAUCCUAUCAGGUUUUGCCUUCUAUGGCUUAUGUGCUUGAGAUGGCGAAUCCUGGCUCUAUGUUUGAUCUAGUCACAGGGAAGGAUGAUGCAUUUUGUACCUUUUUUAUGUCAUUCAGAGCAUGGAUAGAAGCUUGGCCUCACUGUAGACCUGUUCUUAUACUGGAUGGUUCAUUCCUCAAGGCUUACUAUAAAGGCACUCUUCUUACAGCUUGUUGUCAAGAUGUCAAUGAUCACAUAGUUCCUAUUGCAUCUGGUAUUUGUGAGUCUGAAACAAAAUCUUCUUGGAAAUGGUUUUUAUCCAAAGUCUGUCAGUCAAUACAGUACAGACAUGACCUUUAUGUAGUAUCUGAUAGGCAUAAAGGUCUUAUAAAGGCUGUUUCUGAAAUCUUGCCACAUGCUAGCCAUGGUUUUUGUGUUGCUCAUCUGCGUCGUAACAUGACACACAAAUUUAGAGGAUCUGCAGCUACUUUGGGAUGGAAGUUCAAAGCUGCCUAUAUGGCAGCAACUGUUAAAGAAUAUGAUGAUUACUUAUCCAUGUUGGAUUCUGAAAACUCCAGGAUAAGGACUUGGCUAGACAAAAUAGGUGCUAACACAUGGUCAAAAGUAAUUUCUGGACCAAAGAGAUAUAAUAUUAUGACCUCCAAUUGUGCUGAGUCUAUGAACAAAGUCAAUGUAUGUGCAAGAGAGUAUUCAGUCUCUAAACUUGUUGAGUUUUUGCGUGAAAGGAUGCAACAAUGGUUCACAGAGAGGAAAGAUAAAGCUGAGAAAACAAGUACUAUACUCACACGGAAAUGUGAGAAACGUCUUGUAGCUUUGCAAGCUGAAGCUACACGUAUGAAGGUGAAACCAUCAUGUGCAUAUGAAUUUGAAGUUGUUGAUAGCAGAUGCACGUCCUUUGUGGUCAAUCUCAACUCUAGAAAGAUGCUUGGCUUGCUACAUGGUCUGGUAUUAUGCAUCCAAUUGUUGAUCGUGACAGUUGGUCUGUUCCUGCUACUAUUCAAACCAACUAUGCAAGUCACCAACUUGUAUGAAGUGUCCUCCUGGUCGCCCGAAGAAAUCCAGGAUUCCAUCCAUUGGAGAAUAUAGAGGUUCAAAAAGACAAAAAUGUUCUAGAUGCCAUGUGCUUGGCCAUAAUAAGAAAACUUGUAGGAAUCUCAUUCCAAUCAAUACCCAGUGAUACCCAUGGCUAAUUCAUUGUAUUUUGUCUUUUGUUUUUAUAAAGUACUUUUAAGAAUUCUAUUAUGUGGUUUGGACACAGUUAUCAUUUGUUUAAAUGUUCUGCCAUUUAGUUUUCAGGCCUUGUGUUUUGGCAUUUUGUUUACUCGUAACUGACAUAUGUCAGAUUUGAU
Molecule: messenger RNA, 2423 nt
Organism: Cuscuta europaea
Lineage: Eukaryota; Viridiplantae; Streptophyta; Magnoliopsida; Solanales; Convolvulaceae
Source: the annotation of a GenBank genome assembly